AAUCGCGCUCAGUCGACAUGUGCUCCAAAAUGCGGCCGCUGUCUUUCAUUGAAAAUCGCAUGUGUUUACAUACAAAAACAUACGAUUUUUCUAACCUCAAUCUCGUACAUUACUCAGUAAAGAUUUGAUGUUUUUAAUGACAGGUGAAUGAGCAACGCAGUCUGUGGAAUGCAGAAUCUGAUGAAAGAAUCUCCGCGAUUUUCACCUGUUACUCUUACGGUAUCCCCUGGAGCAAAGGUAUCCCAAGGAACAAAUCUUACUGGCAAUCCAAGGCUCGUUCGAGAUAUAGCGGCUGAGAUUCACUCAAGCAUACAACAAUGGAAUGCACUUCACUUGAACGGUGUUUCUUUAUUGAAAACUAUCACUCGCUUAAAAGUUGACCAAAGUUACCCCGAGGAGCUCAAAACUCCUUGUGAAGAUUUAGAAAAAAUUUGCGAUGAAGCGGACAAAAUUGUUGCAAAUUUAGAACUAUUGGCUAAGCAAGUAAAGGCAGUGUCCUGUUUACACAAAACUGAUAAUAAUUUAUUUUCAACGUGGCCUGUUGAAAAAUUUGUAAUGACUGCAGAAACGAUAUACAAUGCGUAUAGAAAGGAAGCAGCUGUGAAACGAAUUAUAUUAGAAAAUGUAGCUCAUAAUCACGAAGACUCUUGGAAAAUGCUACAUCUUGCAGCAUGGGUUCAUCAAACACAGAUCGCAGAUAAUAUCAAUACAAAACUAGAAUCAAUGCUUAUUGAAACAAAAUUAAGAUGAGCUAGAUGUGAUGUAUUUUGGGUGGAUAAAAUAUAAUAAGCUGUUAUUGUUUCAUAAUUUUAAUUUAUUUCCAUUCAAAAACUAGACAAGUUCUGUGAAAAAUAUAGAUUCAAAGCUAUAGUUAUAAUCUUGAGAUCAUCUAAAAAAAGAAAAGAAUAAAGAAUAAUGUAUGCAAAAUAUUACUGCCUAGUUUUUAGGAUUUAAAACUUUUAGCACCUAUGUAGUAUCAUAAAUAUUAAACAUUAAUUUAAACAAAUUCAAGCUUUUUUGAUGUAUUAGAAAUUGAUUUUAUACAAUCUUUAUCAUAUAAACCUUAUUACAUAUUUCAUUAAUUUCAUUUAACGUUAUUAUACCAGCUGCCACUUAGAAUUUUGAGCUGAAAUAUCAUAACAGUUCUGUUAAUCACAUUUGCAACUUUUAUAUUCACGUACGUAUGUAUCAUGAAAGAAAAUCAUAAUACGCAAAAUAAUUAUUAUUUUUGUUAUUCACACUGUACGUAUUUAAUUAUACACUGCAAGUUAUAUCAAUAUUCAUUCGGGUCUUUUUCUAUAAAUUACCGGCUUUUCAUAGUUCACGAUCGCAAUAGUUUAUAUAGAAUAUUUAUAUAAUAUAGAACACUAUGAUGAUAUAGACAAUCUUCUUCUCGCUGCACUAAAUUUUAUUUCGCUUACAUUGCAUCGAACAAUCGUCAACUCUAAUUAUUGCAUUAAUUACAUUUGUAAUUUCAUUCCAUUAUCUUCUUCAUCUUUUCUCAAAUCUCACACUCUCAAAUGUACACUAGUUUCAUAUAUACAUUAAUAAAUUAUAAAUGUGACUCUUGUCCCGCAUCUUGUA
Messenger RNA from Nasonia vitripennis (jewel wasp), 1584 nucleotides. Its product is annotated as cyclin-dependent kinase 2-interacting protein. The transcript is spliced from 4 exons. The record is from RefSeq and is a predicted model, not a curated record. Lineage: Eukaryota; Metazoa; Arthropoda; Insecta; Hymenoptera; Pteromalidae. Bases 148 to 750 code for a protein of 200 amino acids.